CACCUGCCGGAGGUGUGAGGAGGGGGGCUCGGUGAUAAGAUGGCGGCAGGAGGGUCCUGGGGAGGUCGCCGUGGUUCCAGACAGGCUUCGGUGUAACGCGUCUCCUCGCCUCCCAGAGAUGUUAAGCCGUUUACAAUGAAUACUAAAGAGUGUGCGGAGGUCUCAGAAAACACUCACCAGAUCAAAGUGUUCCUCCCCAAGAAGCUGCUGGAAUGUUUACCCAAGUGCCCCGUCCUGCCCAAAGAGAGGCAUCGCUGGAACACCAACGAGGAAAUCGCCUCUUACCUGAUCACGUUCGAGAAACACGAGGAAUGGCUGUCUUCUGCCCCCAAAACCAGACCCCAGAACGGCUCCAUCAUUCUGUACAACCGCAAAAAGGUGAAGUACCGGAAGGACGGAUACUGCUGGAAGAAGAGGAAAGACGGCAAGACCACUCGGGAGGACCACAUGAAGCUGAAGGUCCAAGGAAUGGAGUGUCUGUACGGCUGUUACGUGCAUUCUUCCAUCGUUCCCACCUUCCACCGCCGCUGCUACUGGCUUCUGCAGAACCCGGACAUUGUGCUCGUCCAUUACCUGAAUGUUCCGGCCAUCGAGGAUUGUGGGAAAAUCUGUGGCCCCAUCCUGUGCUCCACCAACAGCGACCGCAAGGAGUGGAUGAAGUGGAGCAAAGAGGAUCUCAUCAACCAGCUGAGACCAAUGUUUCACGGCAUUAAAUGGUCCUGCAGUAACGGGAACGGGACCAGCGAGUUCUCCAUAGAGCAGCUCGUGCAGCAGAUUCUGGACACGCACCAGGCGAAGCCUCCUCCGCGAACGCACGCCUGUCUCUGCAGUACCAACCUGGGGUCUUCCGGCGGCGUCCCCCACAAAUGCAGCAGCACCAAGCACCGCAUCAUCUCUCCGAAGGUGGAGCCGCGGCUCUGCUCGUUUCCCGCUCUCACCGAGGUCCAGAAUAUCUCUUCCUCCUCUGCGGAGCCGGACCAUGGGAAGGAACGCCGAGGGGGCCACAAAGGUAGCCGCACCCCCACAGGAAGUGACCCCGGCUCCUCGCGCUCCUUCCCCGAUCUCCCGGACUCCACGCAGGCGUCUCCUCCGCUUGCCCUCACCAACGGCUUCUACGCGGAGCGGGAGCUCACGGGCGUUACCAUAACAACCACCCCGGGGGUUCCCGGCAUCAGCGCGGUGCUGGUAAUGACUGGCAUUCCCGAGAAGCCCCUGGCGCUGACCCCCAGCCAACACCUGAUGCCGGCGGAGGCAGGAAGUCAGCCGACGGCUGUGCCGGUUGGCAUUUCCCUCCUGCCCUCUCCUGUCGAGGGUUUGCUGCUUUCCUCGUCUCAGAGCUUAGAGGUGACCAUGGAGGCGGCAGCCGGCGGCACGGGGGCAUUCGAUCCGGACUCCUUCCUCAACAGCCCCAAGGAGGGGCAGACCUACGGAGGCGCGGCAGGAAGGAGGGAGUUUAAGACCGAGGCGGCGGAAGGUGGGACCGCGGAGCUGGUUCCGCAUGCAGGUGGAGCGGCAGAGUCGGGAGAGCUGGCACCGUGCGCCGAGGAGGAAAAGCCGAGCACGUCACGACCGGGAGACGACGAGGUGAAGGAAGAAGGCGGCCCAGGAUCCGAGGUGGACAUGGACACCAGGGAAGAGGCGGCUGCCGGGGAGCCGCAGGCCGAGGUGGUAUCUACAGCCAACGCGCAGGAGGAAGCGGAGACUCCGGCCACCCACAUGAGCGACCUCUACUCCAUCAUCCAGAGCGACCUGAGCUCCUCCGCCAUGCGGAGCGACCUGAGCUCCUCCGUCAUGCAGAGCGACCUGAGCUCCUCCGCCAUGCAGAGCGACCUGAGCUCCUCCGUCAUGCAGAGCGACCUGAGCUCCUCCGUCAUGCAGAGCGACCUGAGCUCCUCCGUCAUGCGCAGCGACCUGAGCUCCUCCGUCAUGCAGAGCGACCUGAGCUCCUCGUCGGGGGCUUCCAGCGUCCACAUGGAGCUCUCCACCGAAAACUUCAACAUCUCCUUCGACAGCCACUUCCCGGACCUGAUCUCCGACCUGAUGACGGAGGAGAGCGCGCCAACCGCCUACGAGCCGUACGGAGAGCCGCAGGCCCGCUCCUCGCCGGCCGACGCGGGGUAUCUGCAGCAGCCCGUCCAGCCAAUGGGAGCGCCCGCCACGUUCACCGACGCCGGGGACGCCUCUGUUCCGCUCGUCGGAAUCACUGACUUCUCCCCUGAGUGGUCCUACCCUGAGGGCGGCGUCAAGAUCCUGAUUACGGGGCCCUGGGUGGAGGACACGGACUCCUAUUCCUGCGUGUUUGAUCAUGUGACCGUACCGGCCUCUCUCAUCCAAUCAGGAGUCCUCCGCUGUUAUUGCCCAGCACACGAGGCCGGGCUGGUCACGCUGCAGGUCGUCCAGCACCAGCAGAUCAUCUCGCACUCCGUGAUCUUCGAGUACCGAGCCCGGAACUUCCUGUCUCUGCCCAGCACCCAACUGGACUGGCUGUCCCUGGACGACAAUCAGUUCAGGAUGUCUAUUCUGGAGCGUCUGGAGCAGAUGGAGCGGCGCAUGGCGGAUAUGAGCUCGUCCCACCUGCAGACCUCGCAGCCCCCGCAGAGCACGUACCGGGGGUCCGAGACCACGCAGACGUCUUCAGGAGACAGCUUCGAGUCCCGAUUGGUCGCCAUUUGUGAGAAGAUGAUGUCACAGACCUGCUGGGUGACAUCAGACCUCUUGGCGCACGAGAUGAGUUUCCGUGGCAUGACUCUGCUCCAUCUGGCGGCCGCGCAGGGAUACGCCCGGCUCAUAGAGACCCUGAUACAGUGGAGGAGCCUGCACUCCCAGAGCCUGGCCGUGGAGCUGGAGGUGGACCCCCUGAACGUGGACCACUUCUCCUGCACCCCCCUGAUGUGGGCGUGCGCCCUUGGCCACACCGAGGCCGCCUCUCUCCUUUUCCGUUGGGACUGCAGAGCGCUCUCCAUCCCGGACUCCCUCGGCCGGCUCCCCCUGGGGGUGGCUCGGUCCCGGGGCCACGUCAAGCUGGCGGCCACCCUGGAGGAACUGCAGCGACAGGAGUCUGUGGCCGGCAACUACACUGACCUGCACGGGGCUAGCUGGCACUCGCUGCUCGGCAACCACGACACCAGUAGAGGGCUCUCCCCCCUCUCCACCAGCGCAGACACCGGUCUCAGCAGUCUCCCGUCUCCUUCGGACGUGUCGGAUGGCUCGGUGUCGGUCACCUCCGCGUACUCGAGCAGCUCGGCCCUGCGCGGUUCCCCAGACUUCAGCCCCGAAAGCAGCCAGGAUGCCCCGGCGGAGAUGCCCCCCAGCCCCCCGAUUCUGGGGACCUCCUCCUGGGAUCUGGGGGACGCUGAAGGAGCCGCCCUUUUCCUGGACUCCCCCGGCAUGGAGGCGGAUUAUGGAGAAGACGCGGCCCUCCUGGAGUACAGAGAGGACACGGAGAACCAGCGCUACCUGCAGGUUGAUAUGGUGACCCUCGCCGAGCAGAUCAUCGAGGCCACACCGGAGCGCAUAAAGAAGGAAGACUUUGCGGCGUCCGAUUCCGGCCCCCUCCGUGAGCGGCCCAGUAACCUGAGCAAGACGAUGGCGUGGCUGGCGAGCUACCUGGACACCGCCGACAAAAUGCCCGGCCUGCCCCCUCACGGUGAGGGGAUCCGUGCCGCCCGUGCCUUGGCGCGUUUCGCCCAGAUGAGCCCCGGAGAUGACGGAUCCAGUCACGGGUGUCACCCCGACACGGGGCCGUUCGUGCAGCGAAGCAAGAGGGGGAGCCGGCGUUGUGCGGAGAACCUGCGCGUGAAAGUGACCCGGUCCGAGGCUCCGCCCUCCACCCCGCCCCCUCUGGGGGAGAUCUCCUUCGAGCGGUUUGAGCCCCCCGGCACGGCUCGUUGGUCGGAGUUCCUCAGCGCGUCCAGCAGCGGGCGCAUGGAGAGCGAGUUCGCGCUCCUCACCCUCUCCGACCACGAGCAGCGGGAGCUCUACGAGGCGGCACGGGUCAUCCAAACGGCUUUCCGCAAGUAUAAGGGCCGACGGCUAAAGGAGCAGCAAGAUUUGGCUGCUGCGGUUAUUCAGCGCUGCUACCGGAAAUACAAACAGCUGACGUGGAUUGCUCUAAAGUACGCCCUGUACAAGAAGAUGACGCAGGCGGCCAUCCUCAUCCAGUCCAAGUUCCGCAGUUACUACGAGCAGAAGCGUUUCCAGCAGAGCCGCCGGGCAGCUGUGCUCAUCCAGCAGUGUUACCGGAGCUACCGGGAGGGGGCCCGCGGGGGCCUGCAGCACCGCAUCAAGGGCUCCUUCCUGACGAAGAAACAGGACCAGGCCGCCCGUAAAAUCAUGCGCUUCCUGCGACGCUGCCGCCACAGGAUGAAGGAGCUGAAGCAGACGCAGGAUCUGGAGUGUUUACAGAAGAGGGGACUGACCAAUUAACCCCCAACUCCUGCGCGAGACGCGUCACUGACUGUCCCCCGAGCCGCGCAUGCCGCCGGACACGCCGUGUAUCUCUGUA
Molecule: messenger RNA, 4504 nt
Organism: Spea bombifrons (plains spadefoot toad)
Lineage: Eukaryota; Metazoa; Chordata; Amphibia; Anura; Pelobatidae
Product: calmodulin-binding transcription activator 1-like
Exons: 24
Coding region: 136-4425 (1429 amino acids)
Biological process (GO): regulation of transcription by RNA polymerase II
Cellular component (GO): nucleus
Molecular function (GO): transcription coregulator activity; double-stranded DNA binding; protein binding
Source: RefSeq, a predicted model, not a curated record